This is a messenger RNA of Orbicella faveolata, 865 nucleotides long. RefSeq names its product collagen triple helix repeat-containing protein 1-like. The record is from RefSeq and is a predicted model, not a curated record. NCBI's taxonomy places the organism in Eukaryota, Metazoa, Cnidaria, Anthozoa, Scleractinia, Merulinidae.
GGACAAAUCGCCUGUCGGUCGGAACAGUCUACCCCUUUAGCUUUGGAAGACAGACGCUGACAGCGUUCAAACGUCAUGAUGAUGUACUUGGUUCUUUGCUUGAAUUUGCUGGUGAUUCUUCAGCUGCAGUUGAUCUCCAGCGCUAAAGGAAAGGGUCCACCCGGUCCGAAUCUUUGUGACACUUGCGGAUGUGUUCCCGGUACCCCAGGGAUCCCAGGCAACCACGGAACACCGGGAAAUCCAGGGACCCCUGGAAAUCAUGGCUUACCCGGACCAAUCGGCAAAACUGGUUUAACGGGAAAGAAGGGGGAACCUGGAAUUCCGGGACCACCUGGCCUGCCCGGGCUAUCAAACUGGAAACAGUGUGCCUGGAAGAACGUAAACAGCGACCUGGACAACGGAAAAAUAUCUGAGUGCUCAUUUAUCAAAAAGAACAGCAAUACCCACCUCCGGGUUGUCUAUCAGGGAAACAUGCGGGUUAUUACGAGCGGUACUUGCAGCCGGUGGUUCCUUACGUUCAACGGUGCAGAGUGCUCCAUGCCAAUUGACACUGCGGUUUACUCUGGCGGAGCGUGGAACAUCAUUCGUACAGCCACCAUUGAGGGCUACUGCUCAGGAAUCUCUAAGGGCUCUGUGAAUGUGGCGCUCAACGUGGGACCCUGCGGUGGUGGGUACUCUCCGGGAAAUGCGUACACAGGCUGGAACUCGGUCAGUCGGAUCAUCGUGGAAGAAGUGGAACCACCCCAGUAAACUCAACAUGAGAAUCUCUUCGCGUGUUUUUGGAAGACGUUUGCGCUUGUGUGUGUACUUGUAGAUUAGUAAUGAUGCAAUAAACACAGUCGAGAAGAGAUACAAAAAGUGAAAA